Messenger RNA from Oncorhynchus mykiss (rainbow trout), 1320 nucleotides. It is a transcript of the gene nilt2, whose product is annotated as polymeric immunoglobulin receptor-like. Gene Ontology annotation, cellular component: plasma membrane. NCBI's taxonomy places the organism in Eukaryota, Metazoa, Chordata, Actinopteri, Salmoniformes, Salmonidae. Gene Ontology annotation, molecular function: transmembrane signaling receptor activity. The record is from RefSeq and is marked provisional.
GACACACUCACUCUCAGGGGGGUUCUCAUACACACUGCAGGAGCAGACCUUCCUGUACUGGGGUGGUAACUGGACAUAUAAGUAUUGAGGGGACUGUAGUAAACAGGGUGUACAGGGUCUAAAGAGACUUGAACUAGCUGGGAGCCACAAGUCAUCAUGGUUAACCUGCUGGUCCUCACACUGAAGGUUGUCCUCCUCUUAGCUGCUGUGUGGAGUGUGUGUUCAGCAGAGUUGAUCACAGUGGAAGGAUAUGAGGGGGGCAAGGCAGAGAUCAGAUGCCCUUAUAAAGAGGAGUGGAGGAGCCAACAGAAGUACCUCUGCAAAGGGGAUUGUUCUGUUUUUAAUAAAGACAAAGUUAUUAAGACUGAGGCAGGGGAAAACAGUGCUUCUAACGGGAGAUACUCGCUGAAGGACAACAGAGAAGAAAGUGUCUUCAUUGUGACAAUCACCAACCUGACGUUAAAUGAUGCUGGGAGAUACUGGUGUGGAGUGGACAAAUGGGGACAAGAUAACUACAUUAAAGUGAACCUUGAAGUCUCUGAAGCAAAACCAACAAUCACCACCAAAACAGAACCUACUACAACCGCUUCAGACCCUGGUUCACCAACUUCAUCAUCCUUAGCCAUCUCACCACCGUCAUCCAUCUCAUCAACGCACAAUGGAUCUGGAGCAUCAGUGAUCAUCAUAGUAUCUAUGAGUCUGGUUACAUUGCUGCUUGUAGUCGGUCUGCUUAUAGUCUACAGAUGGAAAUGCAACAAGAAAACAGCUGUCUCCCCUGCAUCGACGGUGAACACUGGGAUCAACAGAGAGGGUUGUGAUGGUGACUAUGAGGAAAUAAAUGAACAACCCCUACAUUCCAACAUCUACGCCAACUUACCCACAAGCCCCUCUGAAUCUCAACUAUGCCGGUCUCAACUUCCACAAGGACCCCAGCUGCCCCAAUGAAGCCAGUGCUGUCAUUUUAAGAGGGCACUUCUUCUGGUGAUGCCACUCUCAACGUUGGUCAAAACCCUACCUAGUCCUCCCAUCUACUCCACAGUCCGCAAACCCAGAAACACCUGAGUCACUGUCAACCAAUCAGAAGGGACAUACACACACUGGCAACCAAUCACAGUGACCUGUUAUUAACUAUGUGUGCCACCUCUUGAAUGUUGAGAUUUAAUUUGAGCAAACAUCUGCAUAAUCUGCUUUAUGUCCUCAAUCAGAUGUGCUACUUUGACUUCUGUCUUUCAUGUCUCUGCUCACCUUGUCUUAAUGUUUAGGUCACUUAGGCCUAAUUUGCAUGUUAAUAUCUAAGUAAAUAUUGGCUCACUAUAUGCA